Molecule: messenger RNA, 3788 nt
Organism: Gordionus sp. m RMFG-2023
Lineage: Eukaryota; Metazoa; Nematomorpha; Gordioida; Chordodea; Parachordodidae
Product: protein kinase 4-like
Exons: 11
Coding region: 410-3559 (1049 amino acids)
Biological process (GO): intracellular signal transduction; regulation of MAPK cascade; protein phosphorylation
Cellular component (GO): cytoplasm
Molecular function (GO): protein serine/threonine kinase activity; ATP binding
Source: RefSeq, a predicted model, not a curated record
GAGAUGGGGGGCGAAUCGCUAAAAGCAGCCUUUAUUUUUUGCAACACCGACUUCCACCAGCAAGCAGUUAGAUUUUUAGCUAAAAAUUAUGAUGUCAAUGUUAUCAAUCAGCUUCAAAUAUUCUUUCAUUAGUAAUUAAUCGAUAUGAUUUUUAAAAAAAGUCAAAUGCAGUUUUAUGGUGACCGACAAAAUCUUAUAUUAGAGUAUAUAGUUAUAUCAUGAUUCACAGAUUUAUUCAUUAAAUGCUGUCAUUGAAAGUUUUUAUUCUUCCAAUGUACACAUCUUAUCCGAUUUAACAUCUCGCAAGAAGAAUCUCAAAAAAAUAACAUCUUACUUCCAGCUUCAACCAAAAUACUUAUUCAUUCUUAAAGCAAAGCUAAAAAAUAUUGUUUUUUAUAAAAAGGAAAGAAUGUUUACCUUAAAGAAAAAGAAAAAUCCUCUUAAAAUAUCCUUACCUUCGAACUUCGAGCACAGAGUUCAUACAGGAUUUGACCAAUUUAAUGGAAAAUUCGUGGGACUUCCGGCCCAAUGGAAUGGUAUCGUGGAUACUAACACCGUAUCGCCGAGUUUUGAUUCGUCCAAUGGCACUAAUAAUUACCAAUUUAGCAACCACAAGAACGGUUUCAAUACUCACGAGCCCAAUAGACCGAAACCCAUGGUUGAUCCAUCCAUUAUUACCCCAAUGGAGAUUCUCAAUUUGAAGACUUUGGUCAAAGGAGAAGAUUCCUCGAUAGCUCUCAAUCAAACUUUCACGGAGGGUUUGGAUAAUCAAAACUAUAUUCCGACGUCCGUAAUGAACGGAUAUUAUGACGCUAAACCUCACAGUCAAGACAGAGCCAAAAAAAUAUCCAUAGUUAGAUCGAAUUCACUAAGAAGAGAUCAUUCUUUGACGGAAAAACCUUUCGAACAAGAAUACCUAAUUGGUUCCGGAAUUCCGCAUAACGAUAAAAAUAAUUCAAAUCCUUACGACGAGGAAAUCAAUAAAAUUCGUAUUCUUAAUAGAAUGGGUUAUAAUGGACUAAUUCCCAAGAGUCCAAACAUAUGUUCUGGGGCUGCUCUCGGAAAUUUUCCAUUUUCUUACUUACAUCCUGUUCCAUCCCUUCUUGCCCCAUCUUCUAAUAAUCAUACUCACUCAUUAUCUAAAUCAUCUUCUACUCAAAGGGAGGUCGACGGAACUGUAAUUCAUCACAAUCAAAAUGAGACCCCAAGAUGCCUUCAAAAUAAUAACGUCAUUCAUAAAUUCUCCUAUUCUAAUGCCAUUUUCAAUAAUCCCUGGAAAAUAAAUUACCCUGAUGCUUUCGAAAAUAACGUGCUUUCUUCGGCUCAAGGACAUAAUCAUAAAAAUAUCGACGACACAGCGUGCCAUCAGUCACAGUUUCAAGUUCAAUCCUCCUCCUAUCCUACACAAACAUCCAUCUAUAAUCUUCCGCAGAGACUCGGGAAUUAUCAAAACAAUAUACUUGUGUACGAUAAUUUUAAUAAAGUUUCCUGCAGAAUCAGUAAUCCAAUUACAAACCAACAUUUCUCGAACCCACCUAAAUUUGCGAAUGAUUUAAAAGAUCAAAUAUCCGUUUUAGAUGACUUUAAUAUCCAAAACCGAUACUAUAACAAUAGCCCGAAUAUUCACAAUGUAACUCCUAACAAUCAAAUAAAGGAUAAAAAUAAUUUAGAUUAUUACAGUCCUCGCGUAUUAUCUCAUUAUUCCUCUCGUGACGAAGAUAACGUGCAACAGACGAAGCAUUACAUUGCCGAUAGAGCGAAUUGUAUAGAUUCGAUCGUCGAGUCUAAUUACCCCUACUUAUCUAUGAGUAUAGGUACAGAUAAUACUAAGCUCUCAUCCUUUAACGACAUUCUUUCGAAUGGCGGAUCAUCGAUGUACACUGUUUCUUCUCCGUUAAAUGGUGUCAUAAAUGUUGACAGUCCAGUUAACGAUAACAGCCCGAAUUUCAAUAAAACAGUUUCCUUCGCUUCUCCGCUCAUCACUGUUGUCGAUCAAACAAAUUUUUUUGGUGCUGGCUUGUUAGAUAACAUUAAUUUUAAUUCGAAUCGUAUGAACGAUUGUGGUAGCAAUAGUAAUAGUUUGGACAACAACGGUGGUACUUUGGAAAGAUUGAGACAAAAAUUAUGGGAUACAACUAUAACCAAGCCCAAACCACCCAGCGCCUCUAUGACUAAUAAUGACUAUACUGGAAAAGAUGCACAUUCCAAUUCCAACGUAUAUCAAAGCAACAAAAUUCCUGGAAACAGUUCAAAUGUUAGCAAUUCAUCACAAAUGGUUCCAUCUUUCCAUUUCAAUAAUAUCACUUUAUUCAACGGUCAUAAUAACCGUUCAACACAUACCCCAAACCAAAAUCUGCUUAAAAAUUCCUCAUUCAAAGAUGGUAUCUUAAAAAAAUCGAUGUUAGUCUCCGAUAUGAAUGUUUCUAAAAACGCUAACAAAGUUGCCGAUAAAAAUAAUGUCAUCUUGAAUGGCCAAAAUCUUAAUCUCAACAAUAUAACUUCCAGCGCUUCUGGAGUCAAACUCUCCCACGAAGAGUUCAAAAGAACCCUCAAAUUAGUAGUUUCAAAUGAACGCGACACUAAAUUGGCUCUUGAAUCAUUGAAGGAUUUCAAGAGAAUAGGGGAGGGCUCUACAGGAACAGUUUAUCUGGCCAUAGAAAAAUCUUCUAUCUCUUCCAAUUCCUUCCAUUCUAAUCAUAAUUCUGCCACGGAAAAAUUUAAAUCCUCUAACCCAAUGGACAGAUAUAACCGUUCGGUAGCCGUUAAAAAGAUGGAUUUGAGGAAACAACAACGGAGGGAGCUUUUGUUUAACGAAGUUGCUAUCAUGAGAGAUUAUCCUCACCCUUGUAUUGUCGAAAUGUACGGGAGUUAUCUUGUUGGCGAGGAAUUAUGGGUCGUAAUGGAGUUAAUGGAAGGUGGGCCACUCACUGAUAUAGUCUUGAGAAGAGCGACUCAAAGAAAUGAGGGAACCAACAACUCUACGAACCUAAAUAACAAUAAUUGCAUUCCUAGCAUAGGGCCCGUUAUGACCGAAGAACAAAUAGCCACCGUUUGCAGAUCGUGCCUCAAAGCACUUGCUUUUUUGCAUUCUCAAGGCGUUAUUCAUAGAGAUAUCAAGAGCGACUCUAUUUUGCUUACAAAAGAUGGGAGGGUAAAGCUCUCGGAUUUCGGGUUUUGUGCCCAGGUUUCGCACCAAUGCCCCAAACGUAAAUCAUUGGUUGGUACCCCUUAUUGGAUGUCUCCGGAAGUUAUAGGCCGAUUGCCUUACGGGCCAGAAGUGGACAUUUGGUCUCUGGGGGUAAUGGUCAUUGAGAUGGUUGAUGGAGAGCCUCCCUUUUUCGAUAAGCUACCUCUUCAAGCUAUGAGAUUGAUCAGAGACACUCAUCCACCUAAACCCAAGAAUUGCGAUAAAUUAAGCCUUAGACUUUUGAAUUUCUUAGAGUUGAUGCUUAUCAGGGAUCCCCACGAUAGAGCUACUGCUCAAGAAUUGCUUCAACAUCCUUUUGUGUGUUUAGCUGGGCCACCUGAAUCAUUGAUUCCUUUAAUGCAAAAUUUUUGAUAUAAUCUCUAGAAAAAUAUCUUUAUUUUUACAUUGAAUAUUGAAAAUCGUUUUUGUAAAGUACUAUUUUUAAUAUCUAAUAUGAAAAACAAAAUCUCCUUAUAACACAUUUAUAUUUUUUAAAGAUAUUUAUUUAAAAUUUUUUUUAAUAUUUUUUGAUAUAAUAUUGGAUUUUUUAAAAAAAAUUGUAUUUGAUAAAAUAUUUUUUUAUAGCCUUCUAUAAAAACCC